GGGAGGUGUUAUAUUAACUGCGCUGCGAGACCUGAUCAGACCAGAUCAGCCGCAACAUGGAUGACCUCAAUUAGACCCGCGUAUCUGACGACACUUUCAAGCAAAGGUGGACGUUUCUCAGACUUCAGUAGGAGAAUCCAACCUAAUUUUUUCAGCGAUACCAUAGUGUCUUAGUUUUACCCAGACUGCUAAUCUAGGUCUGCUGUGACUGACUGUAACCAGGAAAUGCACCUGAAAGCUACUCGUCCCAGCUCUGACCACAUUCCUACAAUCUGCAGGGCCAGUAAACCUUUUGCCUACAGUGGCUGCCUUUAGCAUUAUGAAUGUAUCACAAUGUCAGCUGGUGGGUCCACGCUGGCUCCUCUCUCAUCAACCCAUGACCUCAAACUUGCAUGCACUCAGUGCUCAGUCAAGGAGAGAGAAAUUACAUAUGCAUUAAAGUCAGUCCAGCACCAGUGUGCACGUACUCUCCUGCUCUGCAAAGCCAAAGGUGGCAGCAAGUGGAGGCCUGUUAAUGGACGACCCAAGUUUCCAUUGCCGAGUCAGUAUGAGGUGUGUCACUACUUUGUGGAAAGCAUUGGUUGCACAUACCACAGGAACCGGUGCACAUUUGCCAGGAGUGAUGAGGAAGCUGCAGUGUGGAACUUUGUAAAGCGUCACAGAUUAGACCAUAUACUUCUCUGUAAUCUAGUAGCUCAGUCUGAGAGAGGACCUGAUCAGCCUGACCACCCUGGACCUGUGGGUGACCUCUUGGCAUCGCUGGAUUUGAAGGCUGUCUGUGAUCUGUGCUCUGUCAGGGACAAAGAAAUAACAUACACAGUUCAGUCAGUUAGUCACAGGUGCAGCAGAAAUCUGCUUUUAGCCAAAGCCAAGGCGUCUGACCAGUGGAGGCCGGUCUCUGAGCGGCCUACAUGUGGAAACUUUGGUCGAAAUGUCUUUUACCAAGUGUGUGACUUCUUUGCUGAGGGUUCUGGAUGUAGAGUACAUGGACAGGGAUGCACUUAUGCCAGGAGCUAUGAGGAGGCCACUGUAUGGAACUAUGUAAGAGACAACAAAAUAGAUAAAAACGAGUUAAUCAGACUCGUAACUGAGUCUGACUCGGUUUUGUCAUCACCAGAAAGUGCAGCUAAAAGAAUAGUUCAGCAGUUUUCAGGUGAAUUUAUCGAGUUCUGUAAAGCCUGCUUUCAUGCCCGUCCUCAAAAACUAACAACCAAAAGGUGGAAAUCAACUUGCUCAGCAGAUGAAGCUCACAGCUGGGACCCAGUCUUAGUUCAUCACCUAUCAGAGAACAGUCGAAAGCACAUCUACAACCACGUGCGUCCUCUUCCACCUAACUGUCAGUUUAAGUACUGCAGUCAUGUCAGGCAAGGCAAGCCCUGCUGGCAUGGGCCCAACCACUGCCAGUCUGCCCAGAAUGAGGUGGAGAUGGCGGUGUGGAAAGCCGAGCACAGCGGGCUCUCUGUUCGGCCUCAUCUCCUUCAGCUGAGCCAGCCAGAGCAGACAGAGCCCAGACAAGUCACCAUGUACUGCAAAGUCUGCCUCCUGGUCCUGUCCUCCCCAGAGAGCUUCUACAAGCACUGCUCCUCUUUGGAACAUGCCCAGUUGCUCCAUCAGGACACCAUCACCAGGUGGAGAGGACGACAGCCUCCACACAGCCGCCAAGAUGAGCUCUGGCUGUGUCCGAGACCACAAACUUGUGAGUACGGCAUCAAGUGCCCAAAAGCUCAUUCUGUGGAAGAACUGCAGGAGUGGAUGAUGCGUGCCGCAGAGGAGAAGGAGAUCAGACAUAACAUUGAAGCCCAGGGUCUCAUGUCCUAUAAUGAAAGGCUGUUAGAGGAAUACAAAAACAGCAGCAAUGAAGUGCACAUUAUAUCUGAACAAGUGGAUGAUGUCAGCAUCUCUUGUGAUGAAGAUUUAACUGUGGAGUGUGAACAGAUCGGUGCAACGCUCAAAUGGACUUUCCAUGUUGAAACAGAGAGGCAGCUUGUGCAUGUGGCUCUGCUGAAACAAGAGCCAGGAGCUUCGUUCACCCUUGGUGAUGCGAGCUCUGUGCCCUGCCUCUACUCCUCAGGUGACUACUUUCUUAGUGAAGACUUGACCUAUGACGUCACUGUGUCUUUCACAUCCAUCAACCCAGGCUUGUAUGAACAGUGGUUAGUGCUAGAUUUUGACAUGAAACCAGUGCUCUUGAAGAAACUCAGAAUAAGAGUAGGCCAGCUGUCACUGGAUAACACUGAACAACCAACUGUGACCCACGGAGCCACCAUCCAAAGAGCACAGCGUUGGCAUCGAGGGAACAAGUUUAUCAUCCCAUGUUCGUCCAAGACAGAGGAACAAGAGGAGCUGUUGAAGCAGUACAAGCCUCCUCAGAUUAGCUUUCAGUAUAAAUCCUCCCACAACAGCACAACACCUUUGAAUAAGGAGAACUAUAAAGAGAGAAUGCACCACUUCCUUUACAAUGAGGAACGUGCAGAAGACCAGGUUGUUUCAAGGCUAAAUGUUUGUGGAGAAAUUACAACACUGGAGACAUUGAACAGUGCACAGCGGGGCAUGAUCAUGCCUCCUUGGGGAGAGCUGUUCUGUGCUGUCUCCAUUUCCUGUAAUCUCACACCAGACACCCCCGAGGGACUGGUAUUAAGACGAAGCAUCCAGUCUGCUCUGAUAGCCCCUUUAUCUUCAAGUGAUCAACACUUGAAGGUCUAUGAAGCCACCAUUCUGCAAGACCAAACAAGUGUGAACAAAAUGUAUUUGAAACUGUCUAAAAAAUGUUGCUCUGAUCUUACACUCAAAAAAAACGAAUCAUAUCAAAUGGAGGUGCAGUUUCAGAUGAACCGCCACAGCUUCUGCACUAUGCACAGGGCUGUAGACCUCCUUCCUGAUACAAACAGAGUGCUACCAGACCUUAAAAACUGUGGAGUUCCUGUAAAUAACAUCCACUAUGAGAACCUGAAUGAAAAGCAGCAGUCAGCCAUGGACUUCAUCACAGGAAAUUCCAGUGGCCAAAAAUCUGUGGCACCGCUUCUCAUCUAUGGACCAUUUGGAACUGGGAAAACAUUCACACUUGCUACAGCAGCCAGAGAGCUUUCUAAGCAGCCUCACAACAAAGUGCUGAUUUGCACCCACACCAACAGUUCUGCAGAUCUGUACGUCAGAGAUCACUUCCAUCCGUUCAUUGACAAGAAAAAUGCUGGAAUGAGGCCAAUUCGAAUAAAAGCAAACAAACAAGGCAGUGCUUUGUUGGCCACGGAUGAGAUUACUAUGAAAUACUGUUUUCUUUCAGAAGAUAGGCAGCAUUUUCUACCACCUACAAAAGCUGCCCUGGAUUGCCACAAAAUCAUCAUAACUACCACAACAAUGGCAAGACUUUUUCACGACCUGAAGCUCCCGGAGGGAUACUUCACCCACAUUCUAAUUGAUGAAGCCUCUCAGAUGCUAGAAUGUGAAGCCUUGAUGGCCCUUGGUCUUGCUGGGCCAAACACCAGAGUCGUUUUGGCUGGAGAUCACAUGCAAAUGGGACCCAAGCUUUUCUCAGUGGAUGAUCAUCACCGUUCAGAUCACACAAUGCUUAACCGCUUGUUCCACUACUACCAAGGCCAGAAGUGUGACGCUGCUAACAAUAGCAGAAUCAUUUUCAGUGAAAACUACCGCUCAACCAAAGAAAUAGUGGAGUUUGUAUCCACCCAUUUCUACGUCGGUAAGAAUGACGUUAUAAAAGCCAGUGGAAAUAUUCCAGCUCCUGCAGAUGGUCAUGCCCUAAAGUUUCAUCAUGACAGGGGAGUGUGUCUCUUGGACACUGUGUCUAUGUCUUGGUAUAACAAUGAAGAAGUUGGUAAAGUGGCUGAAGCAGCGAAAGAAAUUCUGGAACAGUGGCCAUUGACAUGGGGGCCCAAGGACCAAAGCUCAAUCUGCGUUCUCUCAGAGGGAUUUCAGGUUCGGAAAAUUAGGACAGCACUUUCGAGAAGAGGCCUCCCUAAAGUCCAUGUUGAGAAUCUGGCAAAUGUGCAAGGAAAACAGUUCAGGGUAGUCAUAAUUACAGCUGUGCAAACACGUGACAGUCUGAAAAUGUCACACCUGCCUGGUCUGGAGCUGUUCAAUGAUGCCCGUGUGUUAAACACUGCGAUGACUAGGGCUCAGUCCCAGGUGGUUGUGGUUGGAGAUGCUGCUGCUCUCUGUUGCUUUGGGAAAUGCUCAGGAAUCUGGAAGAGCUACGUAGACCACUGCAUCAGCAACAACAGUGCUGCACCACAGCAUUUCACAAAGGAUUUCUUUGAAAAAGAUGUUGUGGAAACUCUAAGGUUUCAAAAAUCUGAACAUAUGGAUGACAGCAACACUCUCAGUGAUGCAAUUCUUCAAGAGCUGAAAGAUGAAUAUGAACAGCUGAGAUCAGAGUACAGUUCCGAUGAUGACAGCUUGGAAUUUGAAGGCUUCAAUCCCCACAGGUCAAGAUCAUCAAACAAUAUCACUGAUCUUGACAAAGUCCCUUCAGAGUUAUGUGAAAAACAAUCUGAGAUGUACCAGCGAGGAAAGUUGGUCAGGGAACCAUAUAACAGAGGUUAUGUCAUUCCAUCUAAUAAUCCCACCAGACGUAUAACCAUCAAGGGAAGGGCAAACCUGGGUAAAGCCUUCACUGGAGACGAAGUGCUAUUACAAACAGCAUCAUCAUCAAAAGUAAUCAGGAUCAUCAAGAAAGCUGAAUCUGCCUGUGUACUUGUGUGUCUUCUUGAGGAUGAGGAUCACAGCAAAUCAAGACAGCGUUCUGAAGACAGAUUUGUCAAAAGAUUGAUGAUGCCCAUCCAAAAAUCUGAGCCCAAAAUAUGCAUACUGAUCAACAAGAAAAGACGUAACUUCAUUCCAAUAUGGGAGCAAAUUGAUGGAGAGUGGACGAUUGCAACACAUGAACGUCUUAAUGAAAAGCUGAAACGGAACAAUGUAUUUAUUGUGCAAGUGAUUGGAUGGAAGGAAAAUUGUUAUUUUCCAUUGGGGAAGGUCAUAAAUAUUCUUCCAGUUGGAAGUUCCUUGGUUGAUGGACUAAGGAUCCUGAAUGCUGAAUUCAGAGUUGAACCCAGUAUGUAUAAAUCAGAUGAGGCAGAUGAGGCAGAUGAAGAUGGGAGACACAGACAGGACAUACGUGAUGUAAUCACUUUCACUGUUGAUCCAAAAGGAGCAAAGGACUUGGAUGAUGCCAUCAGUGUCAGGGACAUUGGAGGCCACUUUGAGUUGGGAGUCCAUAUUGCAGAUGUGGCAAGCUAUGUGAGUCCAGGUAGCGAAUUAGAUGAGGAUGCAAAACAACAAGGGGCUACAUAUUACUGCAGUAGAGAAAAACCAAUUCAUAUGUUCCACCAUGACUUGAGCACUGGACGCUUCAGUCUUCUGCCAGGUAAAGAUCGCAGGGUGGUUUCAUUAAUGUUCAAAGUAACCAAGGACACAAAUGAGAUAAUUGAUAAGCCCAAAUUCCAAUUGUCAUUGAUCAGGUCAGACAAGCAGUUUUCUUAUGAAAAGGCAGAGAAAGAAAUCACCAAAAAAUAUGGAAAGAGACUGAAAUGUGACACAGUAGAAGACUGUGUUGCAGUGGCUUAUUGUUUUGCAAAGGCUCACAGGAAGAUCAGAAUUGUGGAUUGGCCUUAUUCCCAAACUGAUGCUGAGAGAUUGCCUGGACAGCGCAAAGCCCAUCUGAUGAUUGAAGAGCUGAGUGUGUUAUUCAACACACUUGCAUCAGAGACUUUGAUUGGUUCAGAAAAAACCAGGUAUUACACACCUCUUCGCUGUCAGGAAAAACCAAGGCCUGAAAAGGUUGAAGAAUUCAUGAAGAAAUGUGGAGAAUUUAUACCUCUGUCCUUUCAUGUGCGGCAUAAAGUUGACCAUGUCAAAGAAGACCAAAACUGUGAUAACUUCCGCAUACUCGCAGAAGUGUGGAAAGAUAUCCAGUCAGCUGCCAGAGACAAUGACAUAGACAAAAUGGUGGACCUGGUUGCUGCAGAUGACAUCUACCCUCUGAUCCAGCCAGUCGUUGAGCAGUUCAGAAGGUGCUCUAGUAAAGCGUAUGUCAUCCGUUCCAAAUCCUCUUCCAAAGCAGAGGUUGGGCAUUAUUCUCUGAAUGUAACAUCUUACACACUAGCAUCCUCACCGAUUCGGCGGUACAUGGACAUCGUCUUACAGAGACUUUUGCACGCUGUCAUAUGUGACAGGAAGGUACAAUAUACUCGAACAGAGAUUUCGGCCAUGUGUGAUCAAUUUGAGGACAAACUCAAGAUUGCCAAGGAGUAUGAACAAAAGGCUGAGCAGAUCUCCUAUGGAGUGAGCAUGACAAAACAAAGUGUUUCAAAGUUAGCCUUUGUUGUUAGCACAGAUGCUGACAGAGAUAGCUUUGCAGUGUCAUUUCCUUUUAACAAGGACAUAUUUGCAGAGAGUUUAUCAAUAAUGUACAAAGACUUACAAUUAGAGGACCAACCUUUUUUUGAUGAAGCAAAUCAUUGCAUCUGUCUUCAAUGGAAAAAGCGGAUCUAUGCUGCUGACACCAUGCAAAUUCCCAGAGAGCUGAAGAUGCUGCCAGACUGUCAACCCUGCAUUGAGCUUCCGCUCACAAUAUGGAAAGAAGCUAUUAAAGCAAUUGAUGAAGAAAACUGGGAUUGUGCAAAGUUCCUCCUAAUGGAUGCUGCUACAAGGUCACUGCAAAAUAAAAAUACUUUGCCACAAUCAUGUGAGGUGCCUCAUGCCAAGAUUAACACAUGUACCCCAGAGGAGGUCACAGAGGUGCAAAGUGAGCAUGAAGUUGACAUCAGCCUCCAGUUGCAGCCAGGUGACACCCUUCAGAUCCAAAUGACAUCAGAGGUAAAAAGAGGUUAUCACAUGCCUGCUGUCCAGUUGGUGCACAUCAAACCAAAGUUUGAGAUUUGUGUGGACCAUGUCCACAGCCCUAUCACGUGCUUCUCCAGAUCUGCAGAUGAUCCAUCAAGAAUUCAUUAUAGUGACACCAAGGAGUAUGUACGGAUCUGGAAACCAAUGUGUGAUAUGGAAUCUGCUUCCACUGCAGUGGAUGAAAGUGACAGCAUAGUCAUUGAGAACCUGGUGGUAAACUUCAGUAAAAGGGAAAGCACACUAACAGGAAGCUUCUUCUUACCUCAGGAAUGGAUCAAUGAAUGGGCCAUUGAAUGCAACUUUUCAAAGUGCUUAUUGUGCAUACGGAAAAGAGGUUUGAAGUUGACCCCAGAACAUUACACACUGGUUGAUCCCAGAGAGUUCACAUGGGUGGCCCAUGGUGUCACAAGGAAAGUGGAACAGAAACACUCGACAAAUGAAGGAAGUACAGUGGAGUUCUAUGUCAAUCACUUGCCGAUGGAAAACAUUCCUGAUUGUGUCUUUCAGAAAAACAUAUGUUUCACUGUUGAAAUAAUCCCAAAGCUCCUGCCUGACAUCCGCAAAGAAAAUGCUGUGCUCAACAUUUCGUCUGCAUGUGAUCUUGUCCAGAGAAUAGCACUUGGACAACGCAUUCCAAGAGAGGUAAAAGCAAGAGAUUACAUCAUGAGGAAACAGCUAUCCAAUGGACUACCAAGCCUUAACCAGAGUCAGUCUCGUGCUGUGGAUAUAGCUCUGAAUAACUCCUUCACACUUAUACAGGGACCACCUGGAACUGGAAAGACAGUCGUAGGUGUGUACAUAGUGCACGGUUUCUUUGAGCAGAACUCAACGAACCAAAGGAAAUUUGAUGACCCAAAGGAUAAGAACAAGAAACAAGUUAUUCUCUACUGUGGCCCAUCCAACAAGUCUGUGGAUGUUGUUGCAGAGUACCUAUUGAGAUUUAAGGACAGUCUAAGGCCCCUCAGGGUCUACAGCCAACAGGUGGAGAUGCUUGAUUACCCUUAUCCGGACUGCACCCUUCAGUUUUCCAGGAGGACACGCCGUCAAGAUCGCUCCAAAGCAGAACUCAGGAGCAUCACUCUGCAUCAUCGCAUGCGAGAGAACCAAAAUCCUCAUUCAAGUCAAAUAAAAGAUUUUGACCAACGCAUUAAACUUGCCCUUGAGGAAAAAGGAAAAAAGCUGACUGCUCAGGAGGUGAAAGCAUACAAAAAACUUCUCAUAGAUGCUCGGACGUAUGAGCUUCAACGGCAUGACAUCAUAUUGUGCACAUGCACACAAUCUUCCACCCCGAGCUUGACUAAGACCGUCAGUGCACGUCAGAUCCUCAUUGAUGAAUGUGCAAUGGCCACUGAACCCCAGGCCCUGAUUCCAUUAGUCUGCAACAAACCAGAGAAGAUUGUUUUGAUCGGUGACCACAAGCAGCUUCGUCCCAUUGUGAAGAACGAGCGUGUGAGGAAGCUGGGGAUGGCCAAGUCUCUUUUUGAACGCUACUAUGCAAUCCAUGAGAACAGGGCAGUGAUGCUGGACACCCAAUACAGGAUGCACUUGGACAUAUGCAAGUUCCCAUCAGAAGAAUAUUAUGAGGGAAAGCUGAAGACUGGCGUGGAGCAGCCGAGCAGUGUCCUGCGUGUGGAUGAGAGGACAAUGCCGAUUGUUUUUGGGCAUGUCAAAGGACAGACCAUCAGACUGGUUGUCAACACAGCCAAGGGCAAUGAGAACUCUAAAGCAAACAAAGAAGAGAGAAAGAAAGUGAUUGACAUUGCUGAAAAGCUGGUGAAAACUGCCAAAAUCGAACAGCAGAGUAUUGUGAUUUUGUCGCCGUAUAACGCACAAGUGUCAGAAAUAAGAGAAGCGCUGAAGAAGAAGAAAAUGAAUAACAUCACUGUUACCACAAUCACUAAAAGCCAAGGAAGUGAAUGGCGUUACGUCAUCAUAUCUACAGUGUGCUCUCUGCCAAGUGAAGAGAUUGAGAGUGAACCAGAGAGGGCUUGGAUUUCCAAACAUCUGGGCUUUGUGGGUGAUCCCAACCAGAUAAAUGUGGGCAUCACCAGGGCCAAGGAGGGACUGUGCAUCAUUGGGAACCAGGAGUUACUGAGCAAAAGUGGAGCUUGGAGAAAGCUCAUGAACCACUACAAGAGUCACAUUGCGGUGACUGAUGCAGACAAGAUUUCGGUUCAUGGUGCUACAUAGAUGAUCUAUCCUUUUUUGGAGACUUGACUCUACAAGCAGCAGAUCAGAGCUCCCAAAUUUAAGCAUUGCUUAAUGAAAUCUGUGUAUAUAUAUUUUUGUUUCUAUGAUGUCACCAUAAUGUUUUUUUAUUCUUUUUGCAAUUUAAUAGCAGAUUUUGGAUUUUUGAUAUUGACACAGCUGUUGUUGUUACGCUCUGAUUUACAUACGCCUUUCUCCUUAACAUAUAUACAUGUUUGUUUUGAAUUUUUCAUUUUUGAUUCUAGUUUAACAUAUUGUAUUUAGAAGAGGUUGUAGACCUCUAAAGUAAAAGACUUUAUCACUGAGUGCGAGUCUUGACUGUGAAGACAGAGUUCAGCUGUUGUUUGCAUCUGUUUAGCUGACAUGUACAGAAUUACCACUGUAUGACCCCCAAUGGGUCAGUGCUCCUGAUAACUGAUGAAUGAGUCAGUAGUGUUUUUCAUUGCAGGACAGCUGUUCUUAACGCUCACCAUUCAGUGAGUCCAGUGUCCAAUUUUUUAUGUUUAAUUUCUCAUGACAUGUUUUUGUUUUUGCUACCUUUUAAACUAAACUAUUAGGCCUAGAGGCCUUGAAGCUUCACAGGGCAGUUGUAGAAGUAAGAUUUAGAAGUAUUUUUGAGCUUUUGGAGAGCCAGAACUGCUGCUCAUGCUUUUCUUUGUCUGUAUAGCCAUGGUAAAACACACACAAGACACCCUCAACCCCCACACACACCAUUUUAUUGUGUAAUAUUUUCAUUGUAACCCUUUUCUACAUUCAGUGGUUUUAGUAAAAGUGUAUACAAAUGUAGAAAAACAUUAAAAUUGUUUUAUUCGAGGUUUUAA
This is a messenger RNA of Seriola aureovittata, 9884 nucleotides long. Its product is annotated as helicase with zinc finger domain 2-like. NCBI's taxonomy places the organism in Eukaryota, Metazoa, Chordata, Actinopteri, Carangiformes, Carangidae. The transcript is spliced from 20 exons. Gene Ontology annotation, molecular function: RNA binding; RNA nuclease activity; 5'-3' DNA helicase activity. Bases 334 to 9045 code for a protein of 2903 amino acids. The record is from RefSeq and is a predicted model, not a curated record.